This is a messenger RNA of Scleropages formosus (Asian bonytongue), 5130 nucleotides long. It is a transcript of the gene ube3b, whose product is annotated as ubiquitin protein ligase E3B. The record is from RefSeq and is a predicted model, not a curated record. Bases 1375 to 4581 code for a protein of 1068 amino acids. NCBI's taxonomy places the organism in Eukaryota, Metazoa, Chordata, Actinopteri, Osteoglossiformes, Osteoglossidae. Gene Ontology annotation, molecular function: protein binding; ubiquitin protein ligase activity. The transcript has 28 exons. Gene Ontology annotation, biological process: protein polyubiquitination; ubiquitin-dependent protein catabolic process.
UAAACGAGACAUUUAUUUGCUUCCUGGGUGACUGUUGUCGUUCUGUCAUUACUGUACUAUGUACGUGCACAUACAGUAUAUACAGUAUAUAGCAGCGCCCCCCAGUGGUGAUACUAGAGAGAGGUUUUCAAAAGGUGCCCAAUGAAAUCGCAGUCGAGAGGUAGCAGGUAGUACAAAAAAAAAAAAAAAAGAAACAAAACACACGAUGUAACCCAGCCGCGUCAUCUGGAAGUCUGUUUGUUACUAGAUUUGUUCUAAACUCCAAAGUCACUUUUACUUCUGAGUCACAAUUAGUAAAAAGCUACAUAAUUCAAACCUCCUUUUAUUUAUUCGUCUUGUAAAAACCCGACAAACAUCUAUAAGUAAAAAAAACUUUAACGCUUACAUCCAUCAAUAAAUUAUCAAGAACUACUUUUAUCACACAUACUUUGUCUGAAACCGCUUGUCCCGAGAGGGGUCGCGGCGAACCGGCCGGAGUCUAACCCGGCAACACAGGGCGCAAGGCUUUUAUAUUUACUUUUAUUUGUUUUAUUUUAUUGUUUUAAUGAAGUCGCAACUCCAUUAAAAGUAAAAGUAUUUAAAACCACCGAGAAUAAAAUAAUCUUCACAGCCUACUAUUGAAUCCCAGUUACAUGCCAGUUUCUCUCAUAACCUUGUGCUUGUGCAGCACUGUUUCAGCUUCUGUCCAUUUUUAAUUCUCUUUCACACAACCAUUCAAAUCUGAAUAAUUCAGAUUGCUCUUUCAAUAAGUUAUGUUGUCAUGACCAUGACUUCUAACAAGAGGGGCGAAACACUAAAAGAUCAAAACCUUAGAAAAGGUUCCAAAGGGAAUUCGACCCAAACAGUGUGGGGACGAACGUGACGAAUGUAGCCGAAGAGUGUGACUCGAGCGCUGUUAGCUUUUCGUUCCCUCCCGGAACCAGCGGCCUACCUCGCCCUGUUCUCCCCGGACCCUUUUCUCAGUGACACCGCAGGGGGGAGGAAUUAAUGGCUGGUCUGUGUGUGCGGGCUCGCUGUCACUGUUGACGUUCGCGAAGUGACACAAACAAGCAGACGGCGUGUCACUGUACUUCAUAUCUCCGCUCUCCUGCUAGUAAUAUGCUGUUGCUGUUUACCGGGCGCAGUUUCCGUUCCACGAGCGCGCGCUAACCUGCUAGCAGCUAACUAGUAAUCUGCAGUCUGCUCGACCACCACCCGUCCGUCGCAUUUUGAUGCUGUACGUGACCUCUUUCAACACAGCCAGUGAUGACUCUGCUGGGCUCCUCUGAACGCUGCUGGUGACGCCGCGCUCCUCGCCAUGACUGUGAGCGCCGAAGGAGGAGUGUGAUCGCGCUCUGUUUCUUCACACACACUGGAACACGUUUGCAGGAAAACAUGUUCAGUGUAGCCCAGACAUCCAAGUCCCAGUUCUUGGACAAAGCGAGGCAGGCGCGCGAGGAAAGGAAGGGGCAGAAGGAGCGCGAGAGGGCGGCCACACAAAUCCAGGCGCUCAUCAGGAGGUUCCUCUGCCGCUGCCGCUUACAGAGGCAAAUCAGGAAAGAGGUGGAUGACUUCUUUGAAGCUUGUGAUGCUGGAACCUCGAAAAGAAAUGCACUUUCCAUUUUUAAAAUAGCAAGAAAGCUGUUGUUCAUAUUUGGCAAAGAAGAUAAGUUGAGGUUCGAGAAACUCUGCCGUUUAAUACUUGGAAGCAUGGAUGUUGAUAAUGAACCAAAGGUGUGGUAUGUGUCUCUGGCUCUGUCCAAAGACCUCACCAUCCCUUGGAUCAAACAGAUCAAAGACAUCCUUUGGGUUUGCUGCGAAUUCCUUAAAGUACUGAAGCCCGACAUACUGCAGGACAGUAAACUGGUGACGUUGUAUCUCACUAUGCUUGUGACGUUCACGGACACCUCAACGUGGAAAAUCGUAAAAGGCAAAGGAGAAAGCCUCAGGCCUGCACUCACUCGUAUCUGUGAGAACAUCAUGGGCCACCUCAAUCAGAAAGGAUUUUACACCAUACUGCAGAUUUUGCUAACUAAUGGACUAGCGCGCUCUAAACCCUCUCUUUCGAAAGGAACCCUCUCUGCAAUAUUUACACUUUCUUUGAGGCCUGUUGUUGCUGCUCACUUCUCUGAUAACCUCUUGAGAUCUUUCUUAAUUCACAUCAUGUCUGUUCCGGCUGUUGUCUUCCACUUCAGCACAUUAACGCCUGAGUGCAUGGCUGCCAUGCAGACCCAUGACCUGUUCCGAAAGUUUGUCAUUUUCCUGAGCCGGGAGGAGCAGUGUGCUGACAUCUGUGUCUGUUUAGAGGGCAGUCACACACUAUGCCUUCUAGGUAACCUGAUUCACUUGGGCUUUCUCAAUGAGAAGGUGCUGGAAGAGGAAGCCAGUCACUUUGUCAAGGACCUGACGGAUAUGCUGUCCUAUUGCCAGCGAUACGUGUCCCAGAAGAAGUCUAAUCUCACACACUGGCACCCUGUGCUGGGCUGGUUCUCCCAGACAGUGGAUUAUGGACUGAACGAGUCCAUGCCGCUGGUCACCCGGCAACUUCAGUACUUGUGGGGUGUGCCCGUCAUCCGAACGCUCUUCUGUGAUGUCCUCAGCAAAAAGCUGGAGAGCCAGGAGCCAACACCCCCUUCGGCGCAGCCAACCACAUCGCAGAACAACUUGCCAGUCAAGAACCUCUUCAAGCGGGCUUUCCAGAAGUCUGCGUCUGUACGCAACAUCCUAAAGCCGGUCGGGGGGAAACGGGUGGACUCAGCUGAGGUGCAGAAGGUCUGCAGUGUUUGCGUCCUCUAUCAGACGGCACUGACCACACUGAACCAGAUCAGGCUGCAGAUUCUCACCGGCCUGACGUAUCUAGAUGACCUGCUCCCUAAGCUAUGGGCCUUCAUCUGUGAGCUGGGGCCCCAGGGAGGCCUCAAGCUCUUCCUGGAAUGUCUCAACAAUGACACAGAUGAGUCAAAACAGCUGCUGGCCAUGUUAAUGCUCUUCUGCGACUGCUCACGGCACCUCAUUACAAUCCUGGAUGACAUUGAAUUGUAUGAGGAACAAAUUUCUUUUAAAACAGAAGAACUUAUCACCAUCUCUUCGUUUCUGAAUACUUUUGUGUACAAGAUGAUCUGGGAUGGCAUUCUGGAGAAUGCCAAGGGUGAGAAGCUGGACCUCUUUCACAGUGUUCAUGGCUGGCUAAUGGUGCUUUACGAGAGGGACUGUCGACGCAGGUUUUCCCCUGAUGACCACUGGCUACGCAAGGACUUGAAGCCAAGUCUUCUCUUCCAAGAGUUGGAGAAAGGCAAGAGAAGAGCCCAGUUACUGCUGCAGUACAUUCCUCAUGUCAUCCCACACAAAAAUCGGGUGCUGCUAUUCCGUAACAUUGUGACAAAAGAAAAGGAGGCCUUGGGAUUGGUGGAGACGAGCUCUGCCUCCCCUCAUGUCACCCAUAUCACCAUCCGUCGCUCUCGUAUGCUGGAGGAUGGCUAUGACCAGUUGCGUCGGCUACCUGUGAACUCCAUCAAAGGUGUCAUCCGAGUAAAGUUUGUCAAUGACCUUGGUGUGGACGAGGCUGGCAUUGACCAGGAUGGAGUUUUCAAGGAGUUCCUGGAAGAGAUAAUAAAGAAGGUCUUCAACCCAGCACUCAACCUUUUCAAGACCACCAGCGGUAAUGAAAGGCUGUACCCCUCACCAACAUCCAAUAUCCAUGAAAAUCACCUGCAGCUCUUUGAGUUUGUUGGGAAGAUGUUGGGCAAGGCUAUGUAUGAGGGCAUUGUGGUGGAUGUGCCCUUUGCCUCCUUCUUCCUGAGCCAAGUUCUGGGUCAUCACCACAGCACCUUUUACAGCUCCAUUGAUGAGUUGCCGUCCCUGGAUUCUGAGUUCUACAAAAACCUCACAUCCAUAAAGCGCUAUGAUGGGGAUGUCAGUGACCUGGGCCUGACGUUGUCGUAUGAUGAAGAUGUCAUGGGGCAGCUGGUCUGUCACGAGCUGAUUCCUGGGGGAAAGACCAUGCCUGUCACCAAUGAAAAUAAGAUCAGCUACAUUCAUCUGAUGGCGCACUUCCGCAUGCACACACAGAUUAAGGAUCAGACGGUGGCAUUCAUCCGCGGCUUCCGCUGCAUCAUCAACCCCGAGUGGCUGCACAUGUUUUCCACUCCAGAGGUGCAGCGCCUCAUCUCUGGGGACAAUGCUGAGAUUGACCUGGAUGACCUCAAAAAACACACGGUGUACUACGGAGGUUUCCACAGCAGCCACCGUGUGAUUAUUUGGCUUUGGGACAUUUUAUCCAGUGACUUCUCUGCUGAAGAGAGGGCCAUGUUCCUGAAGUUUGUCACCAGCUGCUCCCGCCCUCCGCUCCUGGGUUUUGCCUACCUCAAGCCCCCCUUCUCUAUCCGUUGUGUGGAAGUCUCUGAUGACCAGGACACGGGAGACACACUGGGCAGUGUCCUCAGGGGUUUCUUCACCAUUCGGAAAAAGGAACCUGGGGGCCGACUGCCCACCUCCUCCACCUGCUUCAACUUGCUUAAGCUGCCCAAUUACAGCAAGAAGAGCGUGUUGCGCGACAAACUCCGUUACGCCAUCAGCAUGAACACAGGCUUCGAACUGUCCUAGAGUGACCUCCCCCUUCUCAGCAAUCAAAAUGCAUACAUGCACUCGACCCCGACCUUUGACAUUCAGAGGAGCUCUGCCCCAACACUCCCACAAACAGCAGACUGCACCAAUGCUGAUGUAUGGCCACACUCCUGCAUCUGAUUUGAAACCAUCCAAGGUGGCUGGUGUGUGGAUAUGACAAGCACAGACAUUUAAGUGUUGGUUUUGACCAUUUAUAAAAACCUGACUGUUGUGUCAGUGGAGCUAAUCCCCUUCUACUAACACUACCCACCCUUAACUGUGGUUUAAAACAUAGUAUAUUACUGUAAUUCAACUAUUAAUUUAAUUACAUGCCUAACCAUGGCUCCAACUGUAGUAUUCCUCAGGCAGAUGAACAACUCUCUUGAUCUCACUACGUUUGUUGAACUGGAGAGCAAUACAGCUGCAAGCCAUGAAACACUUCUAUGAACAAAGGAAUGCUGGGUAUUGAUGAUGAAAAUAGAAACUUGUUUAGGCUAGAGUUGGGAAAAGACUUGUCUUUGAGUCUAAUUCUCUUUUUUUAAUAAUGUU